This is a messenger RNA of Carcharodon carcharias (great white shark), 1127 nucleotides long. RefSeq names its product opioid receptor, kappa 1 (gene oprk1). Gene Ontology annotation, biological process: G protein-coupled opioid receptor signaling pathway; sensory perception of pain; neuropeptide signaling pathway. NCBI's taxonomy places the organism in Eukaryota, Metazoa, Chordata, Chondrichthyes, Lamniformes, Lamnidae. The record is from RefSeq and is a predicted model, not a curated record. Gene Ontology annotation, cellular component: neuron projection; membrane. Gene Ontology annotation, molecular function: neuropeptide binding; dynorphin receptor activity. The transcript has 2 exons.
ACACACCAAGAUGAAGACAGCUACCAAUAUAUACAUUUUCAAUCUCGCAGCAGCCGAUGCUCUGGCAACAAGCACAAUGCCCUUCCAGAGUGCUGACUACUUAAUGGGGUCUUGGCCAUUUGGAGACAUGCUGUGUAAAAUAGUGGUCUCCAUUGAUUAUUACAACAUGUUUACCAGCAUCUUCACAUUGACAAUGAUGAGUGUUGAUCGAUAUAUUGCUGUGUGCCAUCCAGUGAAGGCAUUGGAUUUCCGUACACCUUUCAACGCAAAAGUAAUAAAUGUUUGCAUCUGGCUCCUUGCCUCAGUUAUUGGCAUACCUGUUAUCGUGUUGGGGGGCACUGGGACAAGGGAUGGUAUCAUCGAAUGUGAAUUGCAGUUCCCACAUCCCUACUGGUACUGGGAUACCGUACUGAAAAUCUGUGUUUUUGUCUUUGCCUUUGUUAUACCAGUUCUCAUCAUCUCUGUAUGCUACAGCUUGAUGAUUUUGCGUUUGAAGAGCGUGAGACUGCUGUCUGGUUCCAGAGAAAAAGACAGAAACUUACGUCGAAUCACACGGAUGGUCCUUAUUGUUGUAGCAGUUUUCAUCAUCUGUUGGACUCCUAUUCAUAUUUUUGUAUUGGUCAAAGCUUUGGUAAAUGUGCCUGAAACCACAGCAGUAUCUGCCUGCUACUAUUUCUCAGUGGCUCUUGGAUAUACCAACAGCAGCCUUAACCCCAUACUCUAUGCUUUUCUAGAUGAAAAUUUUAAAAGGUGCUUCAAAGAUUUUUGCUGUUCGUCAGGGUUGAAGCUGGAAUUGCAGACCAGCAGCAGAGUAAGGAAUACCACACACAAUCCUAUGUUGUAUUGCAAUAGUGUACAAGAUGCAAACCGGCAAGUAUGACUAGCAGUGGAAAUGUCAUCUUUCUCACCACAGACGAGAGAUGACUUUCAGGAUCUAGGUCUGACUCAAAUUACUUCGGCAGUUUAAUUCUUAUUUUUCUGACCAAGGCAUUGAGGCCAGUUUAGCAUUACAAUAAAUGCAAUGAUUUUGCCUGUCCAUGCUUAUCAAUAAGCGAUCAAAUGAUCAGUAUGCAUGGGAAAAUCAGUUUCACGUUCAUUUUAUCUUCAGCACAAAAUGGCAGAUGUUU